AUGGCGCUGUUCAGAAGACUCUUCUACCGGAAGCCGCCAGAUCGGCUCCUGGAGAUCUCUGAGAGGGUAUAUGGUAAUGCUUUCACCCUGAGUGUCCUGUUGUGUCCCGGAAUCCUUCAACGGGAACGAAAUUAUGCUCAUAGCCCGUGAUUCUUAGCGGAGCAGCGUGGAAUUUUCUAGUGUCUAACUUCUUGACUAGAAGGGGAAGUCGUGUCCGAUGGCUUCAUUUCUCUAAAAGAGACUCUUAGCUUCUGUAGCCUACGAUCGAGGAACGGUGCUCAUCUGACGUCUGGAGGGAUAGAAAUGGGCGUCAAUUUUGUUAUUUCUAAUCGACGCUCUCACUCCUCAAUCAAUUAUCUGUUUCAUGCCUUCAUCCAUUUGAAGAAAUCUGUUGAUGAAAACGCAGAAUAUUUUUGGUCAUUGCGAUAUUUUGUACUCAUCACAUUAUUUCGGUGAUACAUCAUUUUAUUUUUCCACCAAAUUAUGGGUGUUGAUUCUGAUAAUUGCUAGAAGGGAAAUGGCUCCGGGCAACCUCCAAGAAUUUUUUCACCCGUCUUUAUCAAGUGUGGCUGAACAUAGGGGAUUUUAGAUUUUUCUCUGCUUUAUCUCAUGCCGCUGAAUCAAGUGCUGUUUCCUUUAGCAUCAAUUCCUUUCAAAAUUCUAAUCUCUUGUGAAUGCUCGUGUUCAUGCAUGGCACAGUGUUUGAUUGUUGCUUCGCUGCUGAUACACUCGGGGAACAUGAAUACAAGGAAUACAUAAGCGGCAUCAUGGAACAGCUGCAAGUUUAUUUUCCCGAGGCUUCGUACAUGGUUUUCAACUUCACAGAAAGAGCUAAGAGGAGUCAGACUUCUGACAUAUUAUCAAACUGUGAUCUGAAUGUCAUGGAUUACCCUCAGGAUUAUGAAGGCUGUCCCUUGCUCCCGUUGGAGAUGAUCCACCGCUUCUUGAAGUCAAGUGAGAGUUGGCUAUCAUUGGAAGGGCAGCAGAAUAUAUUGUUGAUGCAUUGUGAGAGAGGAGGUUGGCCUGUGCUUGCAUUUAUGCUUGCAGGGCUUCUACUUUACCGAAAACAGUAUACAGGGGAGCAGAAAACUUUGGAGAUGGUGUACAAGCAAUCCCCUAGGGAAUCCUUUUUCUCUUCUCUAAACCAUCAACCUUCUCAACUGAGAUAUCUUCAGUACAUUUCCAGAAGGGGUUCUGAUUCAGAUUGGUCACCUUUAGAUGCAUGCUUGACCCUGGAUUGUCUAAUUCUUUCAUCCCUUCCCAAUUUCAACGGCCAAGGGGGUUUCAGGCCAAUAAUUCGUGUUCGUGGUCAAGAUCCCCUGACCCCUGGGGAGAGAACCACUAAAGUUCUUUUUUCGUCAGGAAAGACUAAGAAACAUGGCCGGGACCAUGGACAGGUGAUCCUCUUUCUUCUUGGAAGUACAUGCUUUUUUCUUCAGGUUGGCUCGUGAAUUCCCGUUGAUAAAUUCGGUUGCUGCAGGCGGGUGGUUCACCUGUAAAGGUGAAUGUCCAUUGCCGUGUCCAGGGGGAUGUAGUUCUUGAAUGCCUAUAUCUGUGUGGGGACCAACAGCACGAGGAAAUGAUGCUCCGGGUCAUGUUUAACACAGCAUUCAUUCAAGGUAACAUAUUGAUACUGAACCGUGAUGAAAUUGAUGUAGUCCGGAAUUCCAAGGAUCAAUUCCCAAAAGACUUCAAAGCGGAGGUAGGUACUUGUAUUUUCUUUACUCUGACGUAA
Spirodela intermedia is the source of this 1735-nucleotide messenger RNA. Lineage: Eukaryota; Viridiplantae; Streptophyta; Magnoliopsida; Alismatales; Araceae. The record is from the annotation of a GenBank genome assembly.